This is a messenger RNA of Xiphias gladius (swordfish), 3946 nucleotides long. Its product is annotated as xylosyltransferase 1-like. Gene Ontology annotation, biological process: heparan sulfate proteoglycan biosynthetic process; chondroitin sulfate proteoglycan biosynthetic process. The coding region runs from base 1 to 2841 and encodes 946 amino acids. Gene Ontology annotation, cellular component: membrane. Gene Ontology annotation, molecular function: protein xylosyltransferase activity. The record is from RefSeq and is a predicted model, not a curated record. NCBI's taxonomy places the organism in Eukaryota, Metazoa, Chordata, Actinopteri, Istiophoriformes, Xiphiidae. The transcript is spliced from 11 exons.
AUGGUCGGCGGCUUGUGUGCUCGCAGGUUGGCCCGCCGGUCGCGGUCCGCCCUGAUAGCGGCUCUCACGGUGCUGCUGGUGCAGACGCUGAUCGUGUGGAACUUCAGCAGCCUCGACUCCGGCGAAGACAGGCAAAACGGAGGCUCCAACGUGCGGGAGAAGAGGGACCGGGUCGCGGGCAACAGAGCCGCUGGCAGCGACUAUUUCCAGCACGGGGUCCAGCGGCGGCAGCAUCUUCCUCCGCCUGGGAGGGGGACGUCUCGCCACAUACAGCAGCCGGAUGGAUAUUACUCCCACCGGCCAAAGGAGAAAAGUAGAGUCGACAGCAACAACGAGAACUCUGUGCCCAAAGACUUUGAAAACAUAGACAAUAGUAACUUUGGUGCGCGUUCGCAGCCACACCGGCAGUCUGUGGGCCCCACCAGCAGCAAGCAGCAGCGGGAGCAUUUUCAGGAGAAAGCCCACGCCCAGCAGCAGGCCUGGCGGAACAUCUCCCCCAGUCUGGGCCGCAGCUCGAAUGAAGUUCUGCCUGUAGGCCACCAGCCGAUGGCGAUCGGCAACAAUGCCUCGUACCCAGGUGGUCAGGGCAUCGCAGGGGUUUCGCGGCAGCAAUACCAUGCCUCACAGGCCCAGCAAGCCCAGUCACAGCACAGACAUCAGCACACCCACAGGAAGCAGGUGACUGCAGCACCGCUAGAGGUGACCUACGACCAGCCACCCAAGUGCGAGAUCAGUGGGAAGGAAGCCAUUUCGGCUCUCUCCAGAGCCAAGAGCAAGGAGUGCCGGCAACAGAUCGCCGAAGUGUACUGCAGACACAAGGAAGGGCAGUUAAUGCCUGAGAAGGUCACUCGCUACUGCCCCCUUGAGGGUAAAGCCAAUGUGAAUGUCCAGUGGGAUGAGGACUCUGCUGAGAGCUUUUCAUUAAAACCAGUGAGAAUAGCGUUUGUCCUGGUGGUCCAUGGACGAGCCUCUCGCCAGUUUCAACGCCUCUUCAAAGCCAUCUACCACACCUCGCACUACUACUACAUACACGUUGAUCAGCGGUCCAACUACCUGUACAGGCAGGUGCUGGCCUUGGCUGCCCAGUAUCCCAAUGUGAGGGUGACACCGUGGCGUAUGGCCACCAUCUGGGGUGGUGCCAGCCUGCUGACCAUGUAUCUUCGCAGCAUGGCUGACCUGCUGGCCAUGAGGGACUGGAGCUGGGAUUUCUUCAUCAACCUCAGUGCUGCUGACUACCCUAUCAGGACCAAUAACCAGUUGGUGGCCUUCCUGUCCAAAUACAGAGACAUGAACUUCAUCAAGUCCCAUGGCAGGGACAACGCCAGGUUUAUCCGUAAGCAGGGUCUGGAUCGUCUGUUCUACGAGUGCGAUACCCACAUGUGGCGGCUGGGAGAUCGCAAAAUCCCAGAAGGCAUCUCAGUGGACGGGGGGUCCGACUGGUUCCUUCUCAACCGCAUGUUUGUGGAAUAUGUCAUCAACUCCAAGGACGACCUGGUCACCAACAUGAAGCGCUUCUACGCCUACACUCUGCUGCCUGCCGAGUCGUUCUUCCACACAGUGCUGGAGAACAGCGCCCAUUGUGAGAGCAUGGUGGAUAACAACCUGCGCAUCACCAACUGGAAUCGUAAACUGGGCUGUAAGUGCCAGUACAAGCACAUCGUGGACUGGUGUGGAUGUUCCCCUAACGAUUUCAAGCCUGCAGACUUCCACCGCUUCCAGCAAACAGUGCGACCCACCUUCUUUGCCAGGAAGUUUGAAGCCAGCGUGAACCAGGAGAUAGUGAACCAGCUGGACGCCUACCUGUUUGGAUCGUUUCUCCAAGGAACGCCGGCUCUAAACUCGUACUGGGAGAACGUGUACGACGAGCCAGAUGGCGUGGCCAGCCUGUCAGACACACAGCUCACGUACUACCACUCCUUCUCACGGUUGGGCCUGGCCAGGGCCGCCGCCUCACUGCAGGGAAACCCAAAAGAUCACAGCUGCAGGUACUUCCCCAUGGGCCACCCAAUCUCAGUGCAUCUCUACUUCCAGUCAGACCAGUUCCAGGGCUACCUGGUCAAGCACCAUGCCACCAAUCUGGCCACUAGCAAGCUGGAGACCAUGGAGACCUGGGUGGCACCCAAGAAGAACUUUAAGCUAACCACCCCUCCCACCAGCACAUUCAGCAGGUUGCAGUUUGCAGAGAUCGGUACAGAGUGGGACGCCAAAGAACGUAUGUUCAGGAACUUCGGCGGCUUAAUGGGGCCCAUGGACGAGACCGUGGGCAUGCAGAAGUGGACUAAGGGGCCUAACAUCACUGUCACGGUCGUGUGGAUCGACCCCACCAACGUCAUCGCAGCCACCUAUGACAUUCUGAUCGAUGCCAGCGCCGAGUUCACCCACUAUCGCCCGCCGCUGAACCAGCCUCUGCGACCUGGAGUGUGGAGCGUCCGCAUCCUGCACCACUGGAGCCCUGUGGCUGAGAUGAACUUCCUCAUUGCCCCGCUGUCCCAUAACAAACACCAGCCCAUACGACAAGAGGACACUCUGAAGCUCCACAACGGCCCAGUGAAGAACAGCUACAUGGAGCAGAGUUUCCACGGCCUCAACCCGGUGCUCAACAUCCCUGUGAGCCUGGGCUACGUGGAGCAGGCCAAGAGGAAUGCGGCACUGACCGGCCUGGAGCUCGAGCGUUGGAUAGACAGCCUGGUGGGCGAGCUGUGGGAGGCGGCCGACGUCUGCGCCGUGGGCCCUACCGCCUGUCCCGUCAUGCAGGCCUGCUCCAAGAACCCAUGGAGCUCCCUGAGCCCAGACCCAAAAUCCCAGCUGGGUCCACCGCACGCAGAUGGGCGCAUCAGGUAGCAAUGAGGCCUCCAGCUGGAUGGGAGGCCACGGCAAAGGAGAUUCACUGUUGAUUUUUAUUUAUUUAAGGGGUUUGUUGCAGGCGGGGGAGGGAAAAGUGUUCCUCUUCCGUCUCGGGAGGAGAAGCAAACAAAAGAAAAGGUGGAUUUUUUUUGGGGGAGGUUGAUGAGGGUGUCUGGACAGAGAGCAAGGAGAAUGAUUAUCAGACCCUCCCACGGGGCUCCUCCUUUUAGUGGAUUAUGCUGGCUUUGCUAUUUCAGUUUCUCCGUGUAUUUAUUUUUCUUCUCAUGGCUGAGUUUUACUGUGAUCAAACGUUUGCAAUUUUCGAGCAUCUAUUUUGCUGCUGAAUGAAUUAUGAAGUCAGCUUUUAAAGCCCUGCACGGGGCACAGCGGCCAUGUGAGUGUGGGAUGUUGACACUUGGAGCAGACCAAGAUCUGCUGCAAUAAGGCCUUAGCUGCAAGACAUGUUUCAGGAGGUAGCCUGGUAUUGAAUUAAAUGUGCCUCCGUAAGGUUUAUGUCAGCAUAAACAAAAUGAGAUGAUAUCUGAAUGUUCAGAUAAACCCAAACAGUGGAAAAGAUUAUUUUGAUACGACUCAAGUGCAGCACCGUUGAAAGCAAAUUCCCACUUACGAAGAAACUUUGAACAAGAAAUAUUUUAGCAUUAUUAAAGCCAAUUACUUCAAACCUCUGAUUUUCUAAUAGUUCGGUGACUCAGUUAGGAAGUCAGUAGAAUAAAUCAGUAACAGCAGCGAAACUUCCUUCAGCUCAGUGCCUGAUCGGGAUGUGGAACUGUUGUUGCUGGGCGAACCAUCUGCUGCUGUCACAUUUCGUGAAUAUGGAAAAAAGAGAACUGCAAAUACAGAGGCCUUCCCAGCAUAAUUACAACUAUUUGGCUUAUACUAGAUAUUUAAUGUAGACACAGUGGUGUUCUAAAUUCAUAAUUGUUUCAUUUGUGGUUGUUGUAAGAUAGUAUUUUAAGACUUAACAUUGGCAGAGCUUAAUGAAGCCCAGAUGUUGUGACAGGCAGAGGACAAAGAGAGCAUUGUUUUGUCCAUCUUGGUUUUUUUUUUUACCAAACUGCCUCAAACUUGAAACACAUUUAUC